GAAAAGCCGGUAUAUAUAGUUGAUUCAGACAUUGAACUUUCCUUCUAUAUCUUUGCGAGGCGAGUGGAACUCAGAUUUUUAAAAACAUUUUCACAUGAGGAUUGAUACAUAGGUGACGAUUGUUAACUCCACCUAUACAAUGUUCAUCUGGUUAAUUAUACACGCGCGGAGUGAAAGUGUUUUGGGAUUUAUGUGUUUAUUAGUAUCCGUGCUAUGUUCUGAGUGUUUUCAACAGGAGGGAAUUAAAAUGAUUAAAACUGUCAACCGCGCGAUGGCUUCUUCAACGAUUUUAUCUCCAAAUUCGCGGAGCAAUUUAAGUCUACUAAAUUAAUCGCAAGUGUUUUUUUACAAGACGGAACUUCAAUUAAAAUAACGACAGGAUAUCUGCCUGUGCAAAUAGACAAAGUUUAAUGAGAUCUACGUUUUGCAAACAAUAGCUUAGCACAUGCAGACACACGGGAAAGAGAAAGGGGUCCGAUUUCUCCGUUAUUACCUGGAUAUCCAUGUCUGUCUAUUGAUUCUAGGACGGGAAGGUCCUUUGACGUUGUGUGAAAUUCUUAAAGAGAAAAAGACGAAACUUGUGAAGCGGGUAUUAAUAAAAACCUCUUAAUUAUCAAAAAGUAAAUAAAGUUUGUUACACUGUGUGACAGGAAUUAAAUCUUUGAUACCUACGCCCGCUAAUCACGGCGCUGGAUUGUGUCACAUCGUAUAUUAAUAUUUUUUAGAUCCCACACAGAGAAUAGCAAUAACACAAAGGUAUAUAUACCGGAGAGACAUUCUAGUCAUGGCAGAGGUGUCACACAUCAGGAACGCAACGAAUAGAACGCGACCUCUUGGCGAAGUCAAAGAUGACAUCGCGUAUAUGGUGGAGCAAGAGUCGAGGUACGCCCCCCGAGACGACUUCAACGACCAGGCAGGCGAUGUUCAGAAGAUGAAAGAUGUGAAGGAAAGCAUACGCCAUGCCGCGCUCAUCAAUAUUGUGGCUGCUGUCAACGAUUCUUGCGAUGACGACACAACCAGUUCCCAUCUUCUGGAACAGACUCAAAGAAGUACCGACGGGAAUAUGACUCUGAUCUCCAACCUCGUGUUUCACAGAGACAGAUCAAUCUCUUUUCCAAAGCCCCAACUUUUCUUCGAACCGCCAAAAACACUGUCAACGAAAAAGCCGCUGUUUUAUAGAAACUCGAAAGAUGAAGUUCUGGAAGACAUCGAACAAAGGAAGCGAUGUGUGUCCCUUACGAGAACCCGUGUACCGGUGGCUACCCCAGAGGACGAAAGCGAGAAAUCGUUGUCGGACAGACCCAAAAGCGAAGGUCUUCAGUUUUCUGUGUCGAUACAGCAACUUAGGGAUAACAGCAAAUCAAACCCGCCAAUUCCACCAUGGAUUGAAAAUUCAUCGAAAGUGAAAAACGCGCGUUCGAUGAGUCCAAGAAGACGGUUUGUUUCACUGAACAAAAAAAUAGAGACAAAGUCGGGAGCUUCAAUCCCCAAAUGUGAAGCAGUGGACAUAAUGGACGCAACAGAAUGCUUACAAAAUCGAAUUAAGCCUCCUCCUUCUGUUUCCCACAUUGAAAGUUACGGAGAGCAAGUGGAUAACUCUGAAAACGAUUCCUUGUAUAGGGCGCGAUCGCUUCCGUCGCUUUUUCCCGUAAAGAAAAAGAAGGAAACAAAGACCAGUGACAAAAGUGAAAAUGGAAGUAGUAGUGCAGAAAAAGAGAAAAGCAAACUAAUUUCUCCGUUCAAAAGACCUUCUGCAACGACAUAUGGGUGUCUUCCAAAUAUGGUUAUGGGUAAAACUAUUCAAACGAAAUCUGACAGUGAAUCGAAUUUAAUACAAGAGCAGAAAUUUUACAAACGUGUUGAAAAGGUAUCGUCUGCUAUAAAGGAAACAAUUUCUAAAUUCGAAACUUCCGCAGAACCUCCAAAAACUGACGGAGUUGUUAUCUCGUUAGAAGGUCGCUCUAUACCAAAUCCCCGAAACCCGAGUUCGUCCGGUAAUUCUAGACCUCGGGAGAAACGUCUGCUUUGCCGACCACAGACGGGACCAGACUACAUGAAAAUGAACUCCGUCCAAGAACAGAGCAUUUUGCAUGAUCUGGAUCAUCAUUUCGGUGAACUUCAGAAGACGUUGUCUCAACGAAGUAGUCAGUGGAGUGCUAAUAUGAAUCCGUCAACACAAUCUACAGAUCAAGACAUAGCAAAUUAUGGAUUAGUAGGCAGAAAGUUCAAAUCAAAAUUAAAGGAUAAGAUGUCGAGUGAAAAGAGUAAAUCACUUGUACAGAAGAUGGGGUUCAAACCAAAGUCAACCAAAAGAGUGACUUUUGCACCGGUUGAGGAUAGGCUAAAUAAUAAUGGUAGUGACGAUUUUAAAAGUUUCGUUAAUUCUGUUUGUGAAGAAAGGCAGGACUCGUCUAGAACCAAAAGAUCUAUAAAUCAAGUUAAAAUUGGUUCCUCGUCAAUGAAAGCAGUGUCAUCUGGAGAACUUUCUCGUCUUAAGAAACGAAUAAUUCCAGAGGAGUUUAACAGCGAUACCAAACCCAAGUAUGACGUAUUGGACAAUAUUAGGAUAUCUGGUAUGUCUUCUAGAGAAGGCAGCGUUCCUCCGCGGCCGCCAUCGCGCAUGUCUGACGUCAGAUCAAUGGCGUCCGAAGGAGCAACGUCAUCAUAUUUGGAUGAAGUCGCGUUCGAUUGGAACGGUCGUGAAACCGAUGCCGCCGAUCGCGCUAGUUCCAGCGUGCCCAAGAGUUACGGUGCGUCCUCGCUCUACCCAGACAGUACAAAAAUAAAACUUAACUUUAACCAUUAUAAGUACGAAGACUCUGAUGAAAGUUCUGAGGAUGAUGAUGAAGAUUAUGAAGAUGGCAAUGAGACUUAUAGGGUCGUCAAAGCAGUGGAUCUGGGAACCUUGUCCGGAUAUCAGCACAGAAAGUUCCGGAAACCGACGACAAAUCUUGAGACGUCGACAACUCAUUUUGUCAAGAUUAAGGUUAAGUAAGAUUUCUCCAAUACAGUUCUGAAAAUAACUACAGAACAGUCAGACUUGAAUGAAGAUCAAUACAGACAGGACCAACAACUGAAGUAUUUGGGAACAGGAUAAGACUUAUUUACGACCUGUAUAUUUAUCUAUUCUCUUCUCAUUACCAUAAAUAAAUGCUUUCCAAAUCAAUAAGGAAUUAAGAAAGCUAAGACAAAUCCCAUUAUCAGUAGAAACGAUACCCCGGUUACCUGUGCAUUCCAAAUACAGAUUCGAAUCAUAUUACAAUGACAACAGAGCGGAAUAUCGCCAAACAAAUGUUCCGUUCGUUAUCAGGUGGAUUAAUGUCAUUUAUACUUCUGAAGGAAAAAAUGUGAUAAAUUAGGAACGGAUGAGCGUUGUCCGGUGAGGAGGUUUCCAGACUGGGCUUUAUUGUGGGGAGAUUUUAAGCGCUGCCAUUCACAAUGUGGGUCUGGAAACUGUGCGAUGUCUGUUCAAUGGUGGAGAUAACAAUCUGUGUUUUUACAACGGACGGUUCUCUGCACAGGGCUGCGCAAAGUCUAUUGUUGUGUUACAAAACGUGCCAAAUAUUAAUUAUUGUUUAAACAAUAAAUCAACUGAAAUAAUAUAUGCUUCUUGUUGGUUAGGUGCCCCAUACCAUGUCUAAAAAUAAAUACUACAUGUAGUAUUCACAUAUUUACAGUUCCGAUGAGAGAGAGAGAGAGAGAGAGAGAGAGAGAGAGAGAGAUAUUCUAAGCUCAAUGUAUUCUUUAAAAUAUCUACAGAAAUAAGUAAUGUGCAUAAGUGCAAGCAUGAGACAUCAUGAAAUAGAACUAAAAUACAAUUUAUCUCUCAUUUUAUUAAUUAAAAACUGCAACAAAAGAAAACAUUGUUUAGAUUCAACACUAAAAUCUGCAACAAAUACAACUAAUAAGGAGUUGAUUUCAAGUACUAUAUGUUAACAAUUUUCCUUCAUCAUCAAGGUAGAGAACAUGCCAGGUUUCUAUAAGAAAUGACAAAUAUAUCAUGCCUGCUUUAAAGAAUGAACUUCAAAAGCAUAUAUUCAUAUUUCUUGAUAUCUUGUUGUUGAAUGUACAAACCUUAUAUAACUGACAGUAAUGCAAGUUACUGUACUAUAAAAAAAAUA
Magallana angulata is the source of this 4121-nucleotide messenger RNA. RefSeq lists its product as uncharacterized. The transcript is spliced from 2 exons. The record is from RefSeq and is a predicted model, not a curated record. Bases 785 to 2995 code for a protein of 736 amino acids. Lineage: Eukaryota; Metazoa; Mollusca; Bivalvia; Ostreida; Ostreidae.